AUGUGCCAAUUAUUUCGCGGAAUCGUGAUCGCUCUCAAGUUCUUCUAUUUCGUCGUCGAGUCCAUUGUCCUCUUUCUCACUCCGGCGUUUCUAAUGAAAAAGAAGAAUAUCAAAGGUCAAAACGUUUUGAUCACUGGAACUGGAAGUGGAGUUGGCCGCGAGCUCGCCAAGGAAUUCGCGAAAUACGGAUGCAACGUGAUCAUGUGGGAUGUGAAUACCGCUGGAAAUGAAGAAACUCUUCGUCAACUUCGAGACAUGGGAUUUAGCGCGAAAGGUUAUACCGUUGAUAUCAGCAUUCCUCAAAGAAUCUAUAAAGCUGCGGAUUUGGUGAAACAAGAAUGCGGAAAGGUUGAUAUUGUUAUCAACAAUGCUGGAAUUGCGAACGGAAAAGGAUUGUUCGAUUGCACAGAUGAAAUGAUUGAGAGAUCGUUUGCAAUCAACGCAAAAUCCCAUUUCCAUAUCGCAAAAUGCUUCCUACCAGGAAUGCUCGAGACCAAUAAUGGUCACAUUGUGACAGUGGCGUCGAUUGCCGGAAAAGUCGCCUCAGCGGGAUUGAUCGACUACACUGCUUCAAAACAUGGCGUCGUGGGAUUCCAUGAUUCGCUGACAGCCGAAAUUGUUCAAACUGGAAAGACUGGAGUGAUGACGACACUCGUGUGCCCUUAUUACAUCAACACGAAUAUGUUUGAUGGAAAUGGAGUGAAGACAAAGAUUCCCUCGAUUCUCGCUGUUCUUGAACAAGACUAUGUGGCCAGAAAGAUCUUGGAAUCGGUUCUGAUCAAUCGCGAAUACAUCGCGAUGCCGAGAAUCAUACACUUUUUGAUCGCUGGUGGAGGCCUUCUUCCACGCAAAGCGGCGGCACUUCUCGCCGACAGUAUUGAGCUCGUUCAGAGCACGGAUCGCUUCAAUCGCAGCCAAAAUUGA
Caenorhabditis bovis is the source of this 924-nucleotide messenger RNA. The record is from the annotation of a GenBank genome assembly. Lineage: Eukaryota; Metazoa; Nematoda; Chromadorea; Rhabditida; Rhabditidae.